UUACGCAGGUCUUAAAUCAAAAUAUUACAACAUCCCAAGAUAAACACGGAAAGGGGCGUGAGUAUGUGUACUAAUAUCACGGCACUCAGACUCCGCCUUUUAAUUUAACUAACCAACCGCUGUCGCGCUGAGAUACCGAUAUAUAUCCGAUUUGCCUUUGAUUUUUUCAUCACUACUUCCACAAAAAUAUCACACGUUUGCUUCCAGUUGAUUAUCUUUGAACCUCUUAUUACCAUGGCUCCCAAUUCUUCCCGGUGGUGGAUGACAGCAGUCAGCUCCAAGAAGUUGUGUCUAUACUCUGAUAAGGGGUGUAGGGGGCAAAUAAUGGACAUGGACAAGGCUACCGACGCAGAUAUGGUGAAGAUUACUCUUCACGAUGGUAGCGUCAGACUGCUCAGUGUAAAACGAUUUGUGCCCUCGCACGAAGAAGGUUGCAGCACGUUUAGGGGCAUCUCGACGGCAGCCACGCUGACGGAAACCUGGUCCCAGUACUCGGGAAAAUUCAUACAUGUGCCAGCGGCUGACCAGGAGGCCCUUGACUCGGAUGUGCACAUUGCAGAUAGACCCAAUACCACCUUCAAAGUUACCAAGCGAAUUGUAAUGGACACAUGCCGGCCGGAAGACAAAAUAGUCAUACAUGUGCCAGCGGCUGACCAGGAGGCCCUUGACUCGGAUGUGCACAUUGCAGAUAGACCCAAUACCACCUUCAAAGUUACCAAGCGAAUUGUAAUGGACACAUGCCGGCCGGAAGACAAAAUAGUUUUUGUGUGUAUACCGCAGUAUUUGAAUAUGUGUACGCACUAA
This is a messenger RNA of Haliotis rufescens (red abalone), 804 nucleotides long. RefSeq lists its product as uncharacterized. Lineage: Eukaryota; Metazoa; Mollusca; Gastropoda; Lepetellida; Haliotidae. The record is from RefSeq and is a predicted model, not a curated record. Bases 235 to 804 code for a protein of 189 amino acids. The transcript is spliced from 7 exons.